AUGGCCAUCGACAAAAAGAGAAAACGGACCGAGGCGCCCGGUGCUAACUUCAAGCGUCAAAGGAGCAACGCCGGGAAGCGAGUGACGAGCGUCGACUCCCUCGCAUGGAAGUCGGUUGAGGUCCCGGAAAUGUUCAAUGAUGCCGAGGGCUUUUACGGUCUGGAAGAGGUAGAAGGCGUGGACAUCAUACGGGAGGGGAACACUGUCAAGUUUGUGAAUGAGAGCGACAAGUUUGAAGGGUUUGAUGACGCUCCGGUGGAAUCCGAGGCAAUCUCUGAGGGAGACUCCCCAUCCGGAUCUGCAGAGCCGAAGGCACCUGCACCUUCAAAGAAGGCGUCCAAGGCUCAGCUCAAAGACUCCGAAACACAACAAGCGGACGUCAAAGCCCAAAGGAAAGAAAAGAAGGAGCAAAAGGCCGCAAAAGUUGAGUCCGUCGACGCAGACCCCGAACUGGAAACAAAUGUCUUCGCCCAAGCCGUUGACCUCGCCGAGGACGAGGCCGAGGACAAUGACAUCGACAUGUCCGAAUGGGUUCCGCUCGACCUGUCUCCCCAGAUGCUAUCGUCCCUUGCCCGCCUUAAGUUCUCCAAGCCAACAGUGAUUCAAGCCCAAGCAAUCCCCGAAGUCAUGAAUGGGCACGACGUCAUCGGAAAAGCAUCUACAGGCUCGGGGAAAACCCUUGCUUUUGGCAUUCCAAUCGUCGAGAGGUGGUUGGCCAAGGCGGCAGCGCGCAAGGAGAGUUCUGAGACGAAGCAGCCCAUUGCAUUGAUCCUCUCGCCCACCAGGGAACUCGCCCACCAGAUCGCCGACCAUCUCAAGCGGCUAUGUGCUGGUCUCACCACCUCCCCCUACAUCUGCUCCGUCACCGGCGGCCUGGCGGUUCAGAAGCAGCAAAGACAGUUACAGAAAGCCGAUGUUGUCAUUGGAACUCCUGGCCGGAUGUGGGAGAUCAUGAGCUCAAGCAACUCGGUCCUCGGAGCCUUGAGAGGCAUUGAUUUUUUGGUCAUAGACGAGGCGGACCGGCUCCUUAAGGAUGGCCACUUCAAGGAAGCAGAGGAGAUCCUCAUAGCUUUGGACCGGACUGGCCCAGGAGAGGAGGAGGAGGAAGAGGACGAUGAAUCAGACGGGGAGCCAGCAACCCGCCAUCACCGCCAGACCCUUGUCUUUUCGGCUACCUUCAACAAAGCCCUGCAGCAAAAGCUUGCCGGCAAGGCCCGGUACAACCUCAUGGGCGAUGCGGAAUCCCUCGAGUACCUCCUCAGAAAGCUCAAUUUCCGGGAACCUCGGCCCAAGUUUCUCGACACUAACCCCGUCUCCCAAAUGGCGGAGAAUCUCAAAGAAGGCCUAAUACAAUGUGGCGACUCUGAAAAGGACCUCUACCUCUACGCAGUGCUCCUUCUUCAACCCACCCGCCGCGCCCUGGUGUUCACAAACUCCAUUAACACAGUCCGGCGCCUGACGACCUUCCUCCAAAACCUUAACCUCCCGGCGUUCGCCCUCCACUCCGACAUGGAGCAAAAAGCCCGCCUCCGGUCCAUCGAGCGUUUCAAAGCCGACAAUACCAAGACAAACCAAACCUCCUCCAUCCUUGUUGCGACCGACGUUGCCGCCCGCGGCCUCGACAUUCCCAACAUCGACCUCGUUAUUCACUACCACGUGCCCCGCUCCGCAGACGACUACGUGCACCGCUCCGGGCGCACCGCCCGCGCCACCAACUCGGGCGUGUCAGUGCUCCUCUGCGGCCCGAAAGAGGCCGUGCCCACGCAGCGGCUAAUCGCCAAAGUGCACGCCGCCGCGGCCGUCAACAUGCCAAAAUCCAAACUCGCGAGCGCCGGUGUCGGCGUGCAGACGAUCGAUAUCGACCGCAGGCUUGUCGCCCAUCUGCGUCCCCGCGUGGAUCUUUCCAAGAAGAUCACCGAGACGACAAUCGCCAAAGAGAAGGGCGCCAAGGAGGACGACUGGAUGAAGAAGGCGGCCGAGGAGUUGGGGGUCGAGUAUGACUCGGAGGAGCUCAAGCAGGCUGGGUCGUGGAAGGGAAAGGGAAGCGGAAAGAAACAGCGGGAGAAGGAGGCGAGAGGGGUGAGCAAGGCCGAGGUGAAGCAGUGGCGUUGGGAGUUGAAGGAGUUGCUCAAGAAGAGAGUCAACACUGGUGUCAGCGAGAAGUAUCUCUCCGGGGUGGAUGUUGACGCGUUGUUAAGGGGAGCAAGGGGAGAUUUCCUGGGGCAGGUUAAGGGUCUAGGAUUGUGA
This is a messenger RNA of Parathielavia appendiculata, 2247 nucleotides long. Its product is annotated as DEAD-domain-containing protein. Gene Ontology annotation, cellular component: nucleolus. NCBI's taxonomy places the organism in Eukaryota, Fungi, Ascomycota, Sordariomycetes, Sordariales, Chaetomiaceae. Gene Ontology annotation, molecular function: ATP binding; nucleic acid binding; RNA helicase activity. Bases 1 to 2247 code for a protein of 748 amino acids. The record is from RefSeq and is a predicted model, not a curated record. The transcript is spliced from 2 exons.